Cicer arietinum (chickpea) is the source of this 686-nucleotide messenger RNA. RefSeq names its product putative invertase inhibitor. The record is from RefSeq and is a predicted model, not a curated record. NCBI's taxonomy places the organism in Eukaryota, Viridiplantae, Streptophyta, Magnoliopsida, Fabales, Fabaceae. Gene Ontology annotation, molecular function: enzyme inhibitor activity.
ACAAUCUUUCCCAUCACUACAAAUCCAUUUCUUGCAUCUAUAAAUUUGUUACCUUGAUUAGUAUUGGAAAGUCCCACACACAAAAUAUCUAAACAAAAAGAAAAUGAGCCCUUCAUCUUUCCUAUUUCUUUCCCUCACAAUUUUCUUGUGUUAUUUCAAUCAAUUUGUUGAUGCCAACAAUCUCAUCCAACAAACAUGCAAGAAUUGCUCAAAAAGUGAUCCAAACAUAAGCUACAAAUUUUGCACAAAAUCUCUUCAAUCGGAUCAUAGGAGCCAAUGUGCCAAAAACCUUGAAGAAUUGGGCCUCAUAACAAUCAAAAUAACAAGGCACAAUGUGACAAAUACUUGUGAUCACAUUAAAGGGCUUUUAAAGAAGAAAAAUAAAGAUCCAUUUAUCAAAGAAUGUUUGGAUGAUUGCCUACAAGUAUAUUCGGAUUCCAUCACAACUUUUAGAGAAUCCAUUAGAGAUUAUAAGGCCAAACGUUAUGAAGAUUGUAAUGUUAAGCUAAGCUCAGUCAUUGAUGCUUCAACCACAUGUGAAGAUGGAUUCAAGCAAAAUAAUAAUGUCACAUCACCAUUGACAAAGAGAAACAAUCAUAUUUUUCAGCUUUCUGCUAUAGCACUUUCGAUUGUUAACAUGCUCAAUGUGGAUAAAUUCAAGGGUACAUUUUAAUUUUCUUUUUUCA